UCAGCGUGACAGUGUGCGAUCUCGUCUGUGUGACUGAACAUGGGACAUUUUUGGAUAUUCAAGAGCAUUUACAGCACGAGAAAUAAUAUCCAGCAUAUCGGAUUAUCGUUUAAUCCCUCACCUUCCGCGCUUGGCUUCGGAGCCGAUUUAUUUCUCAGAGGGGCAGUGUGAAUUUACAUUAAUCUUUGUUAUUCAGAGGAAAACAGAAAGAAGCCAUGAUUUCAACCAGACGCGCUAGCAUUGGCUGCUCAAGCUAAAUUAAGCCCGAUUGUGGAUAUUCUCACUCUCUUUAAAUGUCUUGAGGUUUUAUAAAAUUUCUAAAGGGAUGAAUUGUGUUUUUGCGACUGUCUGCUGGACUAGUUGAAUGAAAGCAGCGUAUUAAAUAAAUGUUACGCGUUUGUUGUUGAGUCGCGCUAAGCUUGUAGCUAUCGUUAGCCGUUGCUGCUCGCAUAUAAACAACUGCUCGCUUUUAUACAUUUUAAUUAAUUUUAGGAUAACAGCUAUUUAUUCUCGUCGACCAUAUUUGUAUAAAUGACUGGACCGUUGCUAAAUAAAGUGAGUUUAGAUAAAUUAUUUCUUGACAUUUGUCAGGCGCUUGCUAACGAUGCACUAGCUCCAUAGCUUUUAUUGUUGUAGCAAUAAUUUGCCGCGAUAAAAUAUAUGUAUUCGGGUGAUUUUUAAUUGUUUUGUUUUUAUUAUGUUUCUGUGACUAUCAUUUGAGCGUGUGUGAAGAAAUGUAAACAACCGAACAGUUUGCCAGUCACCACCAAUUGUUUAUACACUGGGAGAUAUCAUUUUAAAAAGUUAAGAUCAGAAAAGUUAAUAACCAAUAAACUACACAAGGUUGCAUUUUUGCAUUGUUGAACCUGGCCUGGAAGUGUGGGAGAUGGUUUGAAUGGGUCUGUCUGCUGAUUUGGCUUAAUUACCCAUUCAAAGUGAGCAGUCAUGGGCACUCAGGGCAGCCCUGUAAAGAGCUAUGACUACCUGCUCAAGUUCCUCCUGGUGGGAGACAGUGAUGUUGGGAAAGGAGAGAUCCUGGACAGCCUUCAAGAUGGAUCUGCAGAGUCUCCAUAUGCCUACAGCAGCGGAAUCGACUACAAGACCACCACGAUUCUGUUGGAUGGGCGAAGAGUAAAACUAGAGCUUUGGGAUACAUCGGGACAAGGGAGGUUCUGCACAAUUUUCAGAUCGUACUCCAGGGGGGCACAGGGGAUUCUGUUGGUGUAUGACAUCACCAACCGUUGGUCGUUUGAUGGGAUAGACCGCUGGAUCAGGGAGAUUGACGAGCAUGCACCCGGUGUACCUCGUAUUCUCGUGGGUAACCGGCUGCAUCUGGCAUUCAAACGGCAGGUGCCCACAGAACAGGCGCGGGCAUACGCAGAGAAGAACGGCAUGAUUUUUGAAGUGAGUCCUCUCUGCAACUUUAACGUCAUUGAAUCGUUUACUGAACUCUCGCGCAUUGUGCUGAUGAGGCACGGUAUGGAGAAGUUCUGGAGGCCCAAUAGAGUAUUCAGUCUACAGGACUUGUGUUGCCGUGCCAUUGUAUCCUGCACCCCUGUGCACCUUAUUGAUAAGCUGCCACUUCCUGUGGCCAUCAAAAGCCAUCUGAAGUCCUUCUCCAUGGCGAAUGGCAUGAAUGCUGUCAUGAUGCACGGUCGGUCCUACUCGCUGGCCAACGCGGCUGGAGGCAGCAAAGGCAACAGCCUCAAACGUUCAAAAUCCAUUCGGCCACCUCAGAGCCCGCCCCAGAACUGCACCAGGAACAACUGUAAGAUAUCCUAGCUGGUGGGCAUAGGGGCGGGGCAAGGCCAUCCCUUCCCUUUUACAACACCGGUGCACACAGGCAAACACAUAGGGGCCGGGUCGAUGUGGCACUUCCCAGUGUAGCAGAACAGGUUGUGAACAAACUUCCUGUUGCCAGGGACAGCUACACUUUCUCCCCCACCUUGCUGCAGUACACUCCGUAGGCACAUUCAGACCCAUUUAAUUUCUCACUCGCAGACCAUGACAAAAGUCAGCUGUUCAUCAGACUCCUUGAUUUUGAGCCAGUGACCACUGAUUGCAUGUUUUCCUGCUGCACUAGCUCCCUCUGCUGGGGAAUUAAUGCAGAACAAACCCCUGAGUUGGAGAGUCAACAGACAUUUUGCUUUCCUCUGGUGAGGAGGCCUCUUUUGAAGUUGUUUUAUCGACUUAUUACGUUUUGUGUUCACAUUGUUUCGCACAUACUGUACAUCCUCAGUAAAUACUGUGCUUUUCAAAUGUUGUUCCUCCUUUAUGGUGUUUGUAUGGGCCUGUUCUCCAUACAAAAACUGAAGUAUCUCUAAGGGUCACAUGGUCUUGCAUGCUUAAAAAUGAGUGUUUGAGGGCCGGUGCAAAAUUACUUGUAGUGCGUAAUUCUGAACUGAUGUAUUAAAAUUUUAUUUGCACUGCAAAUGGUUGGUCUCUAAAAUGGUCAAUUCUGCACAAUGGCUUCUACAAGAUAGUGACUAUAUUGUUGAAUGUGGACUAUGAAAAUGGGACCACUGAUUGUUUACGAACCCAAGAGCGAGAGCACAAGCAUUUCCAGGCAGACAGGGAUACUUCAUGACACGUCACCAUCUCUCUUAGCUGGAAAGUCCUUGAAGAUCCUGAAAAUUAUUAAAUGGUCCCUCUUAAGAUAGAUACAGAAAAUUCUUGCUCAGGGGACAUUGUUGGCUGAGAGUUCUUUUUUCUUUGUAGCCCUCCUCACUUUUACAAGUUUUUUCCUGCAUGUCUUGUGGAGCAUUCUUCACAUUUACAAUAAUUUGUCCCUAUAAUGUAUGCAAUUACACCUGAGUUCAGUAAACCGGCCAACCUGUUGGCUAUCAGAUGCCUAAUUCCCUCAUUCAGAAUCAAGCACUGCAACACAUUCAGCACCAUUUUAGUUAUUUUCGUUAUUUUCCAUUAUCCCUUCUUUCCAGGUAAAAUUUUUUCACCCUCAAAAUGUGCCAUGAUUUCAAAGCCCGUGUGUUACAGUUUUCAGUGUUGUUGUAUGAGUUCAAAGCCUAAAGGGUCUUUGCUUGAAGCUUUUUUAACUGCACAUACAGAAAAGCAUGGUUUCUAUAUAGUUAUUCUGAAACAGUGUCACAAUGAAGGAUUUCGAACCCAUUCAAGCUUGCGUCUUAAUAUCAAGCACAAACUUAAGUGACGUCAUCAGUGCUAGAAUUUGUUGGUUGUAGAAUGUUAACCGCUGUUUUAAUCUACAUACGUCCUUUAUACUUCUCCCUGUGGUGUCAAAUCCUGACAAAAGCAACUGUGCAUCUCGUUCAGGUCUGAUGAUCCAAGGUUGUUGAAUAAUGGAUGCUCCUCUCAGAUCUCCAGAGAUUUCACUUCAUCAACUAUCCCCCGCCCCUAGGCCGCUCCCCUAGUUGCCAUUUCUUUUCAUAGCACCAGAGAACAGCUCUUUGUCCCUUUCUCUAUUCUCCACCUUAUCUCAGGGAUGAGCCCCAGCCUCCAGCAGCAGACCUGCCCAAUGAAGCCCGUUUAAACCAGGCUGAGCAACAGGCUGCCAGCAGGGGGCCUUUAAACUUUCCCCAGAUAGCUCCAAGCUCUCUGUUUUUGACCUAUAAUCUAUUUGCUACGGGCCUUUUGCAGUCACCAGAGCUCAUAUAAAUGAACUUGGCACUUCCUUUUAGAGCAGUUGUGCAUAUUAGUGUCCAUCUGUUGUGUACACAGUGGGUGUCGUUAAAUUUAAAGCAUCCACAGAAGGUGUUACUCACCUGAGAAUCGUUCCCCCUUAAAGGGAUAGUUCACCCAAAAAUGAAAAUUCUGUCAUUAGCUUACCCUCGUGUUUGUUCUGAACACAUUUGACUUUCAUAUGAUGAACACAAAAGAAUAUGCUGGGCAGAAUAUUAUCUUAAAUUCACUGUAAUUGCUUUUAAUCUUUUUUCCAUACAAUGAAAACGAAUGGUGACAAGUGUAAAUCCAUGAAGAAAUUAAGCCAUAUAGGUUCAUAACAACAAAAUGGUGUGGGAUUAGUCACCGAAUUUUCAUUUUUGUUUGAACUAUUCCUUUAAAACAUUAAAGGAAAUGCUACAAAUAAGUUAUUUUAUUCCUUUUUGGGCAUCUUCAGAAUCUGUAGGUAUUAGUUUGAGCCUCUCGUCUGAGAGCAGUGGUUGUUAUUCUUUGUAAUGCACACCUUAUGAUGCAAAGAAAAUAUGUGACUUAGCUAGGAAGUUCAAUUUUAAUGUUUUUUUUUUUGUAAAGUGUUCUUCCUCUUAUCUAAAGCCUCCAAUGUUGUUCUAUAUAUAUAUAUAUAUAUAUAUAUAUAUAUAUAUAUAUA
Molecule: messenger RNA, 4300 nt
Organism: Xyrauchen texanus (razorback sucker)
Lineage: Eukaryota; Metazoa; Chordata; Actinopteri; Cypriniformes; Catostomidae
Gene: rab40c
Product: RAB40c, member RAS oncogene family
Biological process (GO): protein localization to plasma membrane; intracellular signal transduction
Cellular component (GO): synaptic vesicle; endosome; plasma membrane
Molecular function (GO): GTPase activity; GTP binding
Source: RefSeq, a predicted model, not a curated record